AUGUUGUCGACUAGGGAGCUCGCGUUCGUCGAGAUUCAAGUAACUUAUCGCGUCUCUCCUUUAGACGUGGCGGGCAUACUUUGUCACCGCCUUAAAGAUGGGCACGAGCAGCUCCUUAUCCGGUGGCGGACUUUACCCGCUUCGCAAACGCCUUCACAAGCUAUAUGCUCCUGGCAUGACCUCUACGAACUUACGUCAUGCAUGCACCUGAUUCAAAAGUACCUUGAAAACAGGCAAUCUUCUUCAAAACCGACACUGAAGCGGAAGCGGCCUUCACCUGAGGAUGGCCUGAGAAAGUCACGUGACUCUAAGUUUGGCAACGGACACCCAACUUCUGUGAACGGCCGGUCCGAUUCAACGAACAGUCGACGCUCGUCUUCAGAUGCUGCUUCGGAGAAGAUUGAGACGCCAGGUGUCUAUAAUGGAGUUCUCGAGAGGAGGGAAGGGCGGGUCGUGGCGACGCAGUCUAAGCAUAUGGGUGUUGUGAAAGUCGACGCAACAAGCCUCCCUACGCCAGAGAUGGUGGAGCAGGCACGCAUCAGCUCAACCGCACAAGCCGAACGCUACAUCCGCCUUACAUUCGAGCGGAAGCUCAAGAAGCUGAGAUGGCUGCGGCUGGAGAACAAGGUAGACAGCUCCGCGCCAUCUCUGGACUUCAGCUUCAUCACCGACUACGUGACCGGGAAGGAUGUCUACCGAGCAGACCCUGGAUCGUACGAAGGAUGCACGGAACCUUGCAAGUCGAACAUGGGAUCUCACAUCGGGUGCGAGUGGCCACGGGAGUGCAAGUGCCUGGAGUACGCGGCAGUGAAUGAGGAUUUGCUGCGUAGAGAAGAUCCACAGCUGUUUCAGGAGUACCAGCAGGCGAAGCAGAAUGGGGACUACAUCGACAUCACGAAUCUACCGAAGCGCUUCCCAUACCAUGUCUCAAAGGUCGAAGGCAAGCCGCAGACACUGGUGCCCUUCUAUCGCGAAGAGCGCUACCCUAUCUACGAGUGCAACGUCAACUGCCGAUGCGGACCAGUCUGCAAGAGUAGAGUCGUUCAAAAAGGUCGCCGCGUCCCGCUCACCAUCUUCCAGACCGCCAACCGUGGCUGGGGCGUCUACUGCGACGAAGACCUGAUCCAGGGCGAGUUCAUCGACACCUACCUCGGCGAAAUCAUCACCAACCAGGAAGCCGACCGCCGCGAGCAAGCCGGCCCAAAGGAAAAGCAGAGUUACCUCUACAGCCUGGACAAAUUCGUCGACAACGUCGAGGACCUGACCCACGAGAACUGCUACGUGGUGGAUGGGCAGUACAUAGGCGGUCCCACACGCUUUAUCAAUCAUUGCUGCGAGCCGAACUGUCGUCAGUACACGGUCAGCUACGACAAGAACAAUCCGCGGAUCUACGAUAUCGCCUUCUUUGCUGUGCAUAACAUUCCAGCGGGAACGGAGUUGACGUUUGAUUACCAGGAUAAGGAUGAGGUGGAGGAGGAUGUGGCUGUGAGGCAGCGUGAGGCGGCGCGGAGGGAUCCGGCGAAUGCUGGGAAGCAGCCUUGCAACUGCGGUGCGAGGAAGUGUCGUGGGUUCUUGUGGGAGUGA
This is a messenger RNA of Saxophila tyrrhenica, 1584 nucleotides long. RefSeq lists its product as uncharacterized. Gene Ontology annotation, molecular function: zinc ion binding; histone methyltransferase activity; protein binding. The record is from RefSeq and is a predicted model, not a curated record. Lineage: Eukaryota; Fungi; Ascomycota; Dothideomycetes; Mycosphaerellales; Extremaceae. Bases 1 to 1584 code for a protein of 527 amino acids. The transcript is spliced from 4 exons. Gene Ontology annotation, cellular component: nucleus.